AAGCUUUCUCUUCGGGCGCACACGAAGAAGGGGGUGAGUUUCAGAGUUGAAGAUGUCCAAUUUCAUUGGUGGUUUGUAUGCCGAGUUCACCUGGGCAGACUUUGGCUUGCCGGAAACUGAGUCAAAUGGCUGGGUUUGUUUUGGAGGAGACGUCAUCAACACAGUCCGCUAAAUAAGGCGGGAAGCCUUGUAGACAAAGCUAUUGGGAGGUUUGUGUGCUCUUGUUCGCGCAGGAUCUGGGAUGGGGCAUGAAUUUCAACGCCAGCUACCGGUUAGCGCAUCUAGCGGAAAUGACCACGCUCGUAAGAUGACGAAGCCUAAAUAAGCUUCCAUUCAUGCUCUCGACUUUGAAAUACGACGGAGCGCACAGUACGCCAGAUGAAAAGAGGAAUCAAUCAACGGGUCCACUUGAUAGGUGACGAAUCGAUCUUGGUUUCCAAUGCUGGAUUUGGGAUAUCCUCGCAACAAUUGGCAAUUGGCGCCAUCAUGAGGGGGAGAAAUGAUCUCUCCAUCGGCCAGAGUGCGCCCGAGACAAAAUCUGAGGCCGAGACCUGAGGCUUGUUGCUGCCGGGUUGCUUGGGGGCUGUGCCAUCUUCACCAUCCCAGUCUGGAUGAAAAACUGUCAAGGCCUUAUUCUAACUUAGUCAUUUAGGCGCUCGAAUAAGCAUAAAUAAAUCUAUGCCUGCUCCCGACUCGCGCUCCGCGUGGAAAAUUCAACUCUCAUUACAAACCAAGAGUGAAGUUUGUUUUGCGCUGGAUGCAAAUGAGACUAGCUAAAUAUCCAGUCCCACCUCAGUUCGUACAAAUAAAGCGGCCAAGCCUGUAGCUCUUUCGCAGCUCAUAAGCCUUAUUCUUGUACCUGAGUCGUUGUCCACGACCGACAGCAACCUUUGGGAUUCACCGAAUGUGCAAUUGAAACGUAAUUGUGCACUUUUCCCAGGAAAAGUCUACAAAACCGUUACACCCUUGAGAUAGCAGCUUGAAAGCAGCCUGCGCUGCUUUGUCCAGCCGUCAGCCUCGUCUUGUUCGCUGAACUCAAUUGAUAUCUCUCGAAAUAAUGUAUCAAAUCCCACGGAAACCGGUGUUGUCUGCGACACAAGCCUCCCCAACAACUUCAAUUUCACCAAUUGCUCCCCCCGAGAGUAAUGAAGGUGACUCCUCAAUCCACAGGCAAUAUUCAAGCGAAAACAGCAGCAUCCAACCACAUACCCCCGCACAAGCAGAGCUGUUCUCGACCCUUGAAGUCCCGACCAAUGGACCAGAAAUCGCCUCAGGCUUUCCAUAUAACCAACGACUCUUCCAGUUGCAUGUCAGCCCAGACGAAUGGACGCAGUUCUGCGACGAGCUGGCGUACGCAGUGAGGCUUACACUUCUAGAAAAAUGUGCUGUCUGGUCAGUGGGUGUUGGAGUUGGGAUAGUCGCCACAGGUGCAUUGGCUAUCCUUGGGCCAAUCCCCGCAUACUAUGCUGGAAAGAGCGUCAAAAAGAGUCGCGUGGCGAAGAAAGUGAGACGGAGUCAAAAGGGAAAAGGAGAUCUUGAAGUAACACUGAACACCUGGAACGAGAAUGUAUUUCGAGACAAGGGCAUCAGAAUAUGGCUCCGUUUACCUAGGCGCAAACAGGAGAAGCUGGAGCACAAGAUGGAAAAGAGGGAAGGAAAAAAAAUGAACAAAGAAGACGGCGACGACAUCGGUGACGACGUUAACGGCAGCACACCUUCACUCUCCUCCAGAAGCAACCCUCACGCCGACUGCAGCCCCCUCAGCCGGUCAUCUAACUCGAAACUAGGCUUCAAAGUUGAGCCGAAGGAAUCGAUGGCUGCAAGGAACAAGCGAGAGAAGCUGGAGGCGAAACGGUUGGAAACACAUUAUACAUUAAUGGUGGAGGAUAUCAGAAAACCUAUUGGCGAAGAAGAAUUACUUCAGAUUGGUGUUAUAGAAGUCGAAGAGCCUGAAAGUGCCCGCUCCUCAGCUUCAUCUCCAGUAUCUUCUCGAGGGGAUCCACCCGACUAUGACUCUACUACGGAUAGUCGCGGCUCAGUAGCAGAGCUAGAAGAAACAUGUCUUCCUACGGGAGUCGUGCUACCCUCCCGAGGUGUCUAUGAGCUUGCAUCGUGAGCACUAAGGCCGAGCGUUUCUUUGCUUUAUGACAGGGGAGUUUAGGAACCAUGAUACCAUUGUCUUCUUCUUUUUUCUUUUUCUUUUUUUCUUUUUAUAAUGAAACGGACGUAUUUGGGCAAAACAUGAAUGAUAUUCCCCCAACUCUUCUCCAUUUCUCUUCUUUCUAAUUCUCUUUUCUCUCGGUUUAUUUUCCACACGCUAUCCAAUGGGCUUCUAUGCCGGCGAAUAGUAUUAAGUUGGCUCCUAUUGUCGAGUUCCUGGAGAGUUUCUACAUCAAGUAUUCUCCUUGCCCUUUAAUGUAAGCAAUGAAAAUUCAUAAUUAUAAUCUUCGAGAAAUAGAUAAAUAAAUUAAGUUUCUGUUCAUUACUCCCAGUAGGUGUGCAAAGUAGCUGGGAGCAUGAGCACCAUAG
Molecule: messenger RNA, 2529 nt
Organism: Blastomyces gilchristii SLH14081
Lineage: Eukaryota; Fungi; Ascomycota; Eurotiomycetes; Onygenales; Ajellomycetaceae
Exons: 2
Coding region: 1058-2116 (352 amino acids)
Source: RefSeq, a predicted model, not a curated record